Ilex paraguariensis (yerba mate) is the source of this 513-nucleotide messenger RNA. NCBI's taxonomy places the organism in Eukaryota, Viridiplantae, Streptophyta, Magnoliopsida, Aquifoliales, Aquifoliaceae. The record is from the annotation of a GenBank genome assembly.
AUGAAGGGUCUAUCGGAGCAUGGUGUGGCUUCUAGCAAUGUUGUAGUGGUGUUGGAUCUAGGGCUUCUGUUGAGCGUCAUUGGAUCUAGGGCUUUUGUUAUGACCCUUGUAGUGGAGAAGAUGAGUUGUGGGAAUCAUCUCAUUGGUGGUGUGGUGGUCAUUGGAGGUGGUGUGAGGCAAUACACCGUCGGACUGCUCGUCGAGUGGCUUGGUUUCGCUGGGUUACUUGUUAAUCGCCGAAGAUCAAUGAAGGGUCUAUCGGAGCAUGGUGUGGCUUCUAGCAAUGUUGUAGUGGUGUUGGAUCUAGGGCUUCUGUUGAGCGUCAUUGGAUCUAGGGCUUUUGUUAUGACCCUUGUAGUGGAGAAGAUGAGUUGUGGUGGUGGAGGUGGUGCUUUAGUAGCAGCUGCUUAUCCUGAUGGUGAAGAUGGUGUCGAUUUGAUUUUGGUGGUGGCAAUUGUGGUGGUGAAUAAGGGAUACCUUCCAAUGCAAAUUGUGGUUGCAGAUUAUGUGUAG